AGAACCUCUCCUUUUUUCUCACAAAAUUCCUACCAAAUCAAGGGUAGGCUUCUGCUUUCGCUCCAUCCCCAUUCCCCAUCCCUCCAACACGAUUGCUUUUGCUUCCCCACCUAGCUAGGCUUAGCUAAGCUAUAUAGCCAGCCAAUCAAACGGCGGCCUCUCAUCACUAGGCUGCAACCAUCGCUCAUCAGCCAUCCAAGCACCUCCUCUUCCUCUCGAGUCUCCUCCCCCUGCCCUCUAGGCGAACGCGCGGUGGCGCCAUGGACAUUAGGCUGCUGGUAUCCGCCGACGCCAACCUCGCCGCCGCUCUGUCGCGCUCCCGCUCUUCCAAGUCCGCGUUCCAGCGCCAGGUUGUCCCGAGCAGCCGGGCGUCGUCGUGCAGGUCCGUCCGCGCGCGCUCCGCCGCAGCCGCCGCGCCGGCUGCGGGAGGCAUCUCCGGGCAUAGCAAUUACACGGUUGGUGACUUCAUGACAAGAAGGGACAAUCUCCAUGUUGUCCAACCUACUACACCAGUUGACCAAGCCCUGGAGCUGCUGGUGCAACACAGGAUCUCUGGCUUCCCUGUGGUUGACGAUGACUGGAACUUGGUUGGGGUUGUAUCAGAUUAUGAUCUCCUAGCUUUGGAUUCGAUGUCAGGAAAUGAAUUGGCCGAUACAAGUACAAACAUGUUUCCUGAUGUGGAUAGCACAUGGAAGACAUUCCACGAGCUACAGAGGAUAUUAAGCAAAACUAAUGGGAAGGUCAUUGGUGAUGUAAUGACCUCUUCACCUUUAGCGGUUGGGAUGAUUACAAGGGGAAAUGUCGUCAGUGCUGCCCUCAAAAUAAAGAAGAAAACUGAAGAAGGUGCUUGAACUAGACUGCUCGUCACUGCUUGCUUGGGGUUAAUCAUGCAGCCAUUUGGCAUUGAAUUCAUUGAAGCAUUGAUUGGUGAUGUUCAAAGUGUAGCUACAGAAUUUUGUUCUCAAUACUAGGUAGCAUACUAGUGUAGCAGUGUGUAGGUUCAUAUUCACUGUUUUUCAUCGUAUCCAUGAACAUUUUUAUUGAUUUGCAUAAUGGAAUCAAGAGCUUGUGAUACGAUAAAAACCUUGAAUUGAUGGAAACGAUGACUUGCCCUAAACUAUUAGAGGGUAAACUA
Molecule: messenger RNA, 1135 nt
Organism: Zea mays
Lineage: Eukaryota; Viridiplantae; Streptophyta; Magnoliopsida; Poales; Poaceae
Product: cystathionin beta synthase protein
Exons: 7
Coding region: 261-851 (196 amino acids)
Source: RefSeq, a predicted model, not a curated record